This is a messenger RNA of Contarinia nasturtii (swede midge), 2756 nucleotides long. Its product is annotated as maltase A3-like. Gene Ontology annotation, biological process: carbohydrate metabolic process. The transcript has 9 exons. Lineage: Eukaryota; Metazoa; Arthropoda; Insecta; Diptera; Cecidomyiidae. The coding region runs from base 325 to 2166 and encodes 613 amino acids. The record is from RefSeq and is a predicted model, not a curated record.
CUUUGUUAAGUUUGUCACCAUAUUUUCUCUUUCUUAAUUCUGGUUUUUUUUGUUGCAAUAAAAAAAUUCUUUGUGUUUUAUCAUAAAAAUUCAAAGUAGAAAAACGUAUAAUUCGCAAAUGAUUAAUUCGUAUGCAUUGAUUGGUUUAUCGCAUCUAUUUUCGAUUAUCAUUAAACUGUCUAACCCAAUCUGACCUUUAGUUGCUGCGUCAUAGUACUGGACGAUUAAAAUACGUAUAAAGGUUUAUUAUAAUAACAUCAACAAACGAUAUAACUGUGUUCAGUUGCAUUUUAGAACCGUUCAUGUUCGUUACAAACAAGUAUAAUGAAAAAAACUAGUGAUAUUACUGCUGUUGUGAUAAUAGCCAUAGCAUUGUUCGUAGAGCAAUAUGCAUGUGUCGAUGAUUUGGUGUUCGUUCCGGUUAAUGAUCAAGUGACCAAAGAAUGGUGGCAAACUGCGUCUUUGUAUCAGAUUUAUCCGAGAUCAUUCAAAGAUUCAAAUGGAGAUGGUAUCGGUGACUUGAACGGAAUCACAGAGAAACUAGAAUACUUGAAAGAAAUUGGAAUUGAUGCAACGUGGCUAUCACCAAUAUUUCGUUCACCCAUGCAAGAUUUUGGCUAUGACAUUGCCGAUUUUUAUGAUAUCCAACCCGAGUACGGAACAUUGGAAGAUUUUGAUCGUUUAAUUAGCAAAGCACAGUCAUUGAAUAUCAAAAUAAUCUUGGAUUUCGUGCCAAACCAUUCGAGUGACGAAAAUGAAUGGUUCAUCAAAUCUGUUAAUAAAGAGCCAGGUUUUGAAGAUUUUUAUAUUUGGCAUCCGGGUUAUCCAGAUGAAAGCGAUCCAUCAAAACGAGUGCCUCCAACAAAUUGGCUAAGUGUCUUUCGUAAAAGUGCAUGGCAAUGGAACAUACAACGCGGCGAAUUCUAUUUCCAUCAGUUUUUAGCUGGACAACCUGACCUGAACUACCGUAAUCCCAUUGUUGUUGAGGAAAUGAAAAAUGUGCUUAGAUUUUGGAUGGAUCGCGGCGUAUUUGGCUUUCGAAUUGAUGCUGUACCUCAUCUGUUUGAAGUCGAAGCCGAUGGGCAAAGAAAUCUCCCAAAUGAGCCACGUAGCGGUAAUACAGACGACCCAGACGAUUGGUCGUACUUAAAGCAUAUUUACACCGUCGACCAACCAGAGACCAUUGAUAUGGUGUAUGAGUGGCGUGAAGUCUUAGAAGAACAUCGACGUCAGAAUGGUGGCGAAGCUCGUAUCAUGCUCACCGAAGCCUAUUCACCAUUGAAUAUUCUUGAACAAUACUAUGGCAACAGCACUCACAAUGGAUCUCAUGUGCCAUUCAACUUUCAAAUGCUCACACGAAUAAACAAUGAGUCGAAUGCAAACGAUUACAUUGCAUGCAUUGAUGAUUUCAUGAAAAUUGUGCCAAAGCAUCAGGUGGCAAAUUGGGUGGUUGGAAAUCAUGAUAAUCAUCGCGUGGGUUCCAGACUUGGUACAGACAGAAUUGACAUCAUAAACAUGAUUAUCUCAACUUUGCCUGGAAUCGAUAUUACAUACAAUGGCGAAGAAAUUGGAAUGACAGACCAAUGGUUAUCAUGGUCAGACACCGUUGACCCAGCAGCAUGCAAUAGCAAUCCAAAAAUCUAUGAGUUUUUUACUCGAGAUCCUGAACGUACACCAUUUCAAUGGAACGACGAACCAAAUGCUGGCUUUUCGACAUCAACUAAAACAUGGCUUCCAGUUGCCGAUAACUACAAAGUGGUCAACGUUCGUAAACAAGAGGCCGAUAACAAGAGUCACCUUAAAGUUUACAAGAGUCUGAAGGACCUACGACAAGACCCAACUUUGAAAGAUGGUGAUACAAAAUAUGUGGCACUAUCCGAACAAGUUGUUGCCAUUGCUAGGUACUUGGACGGGGAGAAGCUCUACAUUACCGUAUGUAAUAUUGGUCCAGCUGUUGAGAAAGUGAAUUUGAAAUCGAUUGGUAUUAAUGUGCCAGACAAAUUGGCGUAUCACAUCGUUUCUGUGUCGUCUGCACAUAAAAUCAAUGAAAAGGUUAAGUCGAAGAAUGUCAUUCUGCAGCCCCGCGAAUCAUUUGUACUACGAAGUGAUCAGGCUAUGCAUAAAAGAUCUUAUGAAUACUCCCUACAUGACGAUAGUGAAUUAUGACUAGCCGGCUUUUUUAGUGUGGUUUCGCAUUUCAUACCAACAUUUUGUCGAUUUAAAAGACCAUAAUCACACAAGCACAAAAGUGCAUAGAAAGAUAGAGAGAGAUUUAGAGAAUGAGAGAGAAAAAAAUGUUUUUAUAAUUGUUUUAAAUUUAUUUUUCAACAAUUUUGUUCAUCAAAUGCCCAAAUUGUACACAUUUUCUGAGUAUUACAACCGAAUUUUUUUUUUGAACAUUUUUUUCUCAGAAAGAUAAACUACUUAAACUAUAUAACAUCGUGUUAAAAUUUGCGGAAAAUAAGUUGCCCAAUGAAUUUAAUUCUAAUAUUAGUAGCCACAUAUUUUUUUUAGAUCAGUUUCCCAUUCAAUAGUUAAGUGCUUAAAUUAAUGAGGAAUGUAAGAGUUUUAACGACACUUUAUUAAUCAGACUUAUUUAAUUAGCAAAAGAAGAAGAGGCUAACUCAAUGAUUUGACUUGUAAUUUUGACAAUAACAUGUUAAACAAUCCAAAAGUUGAAUGCAAUAAAUGGCAUAAUUAAUCCAGUCAGUAUGCUUGAUAUCAAGUUAACAGAAUGAUUGUCAAGCACGCGAUUA